Caenorhabditis remanei is the source of this 318-nucleotide messenger RNA. RefSeq lists its product as uncharacterized. The coding region runs from base 1 to 318 and encodes 105 amino acids. The record is from RefSeq and is a predicted model, not a curated record. The transcript is spliced from 3 exons. Lineage: Eukaryota; Metazoa; Nematoda; Chromadorea; Rhabditida; Rhabditidae.
AUGGGUCUCGUUAUAAGUCUUGUUGCACCAACUGUUCACAUGAACGAUAAUAUUAGUUCUCGAAUUCUUCUUGGUCCAGAUAAACCAGAAAACAAUCCGAGUUCUCCUGAAAAUAUCUCAAAGUAUGAUAACAUUUCAUGCCCAGUAUCAACUGAAUUGGGACCUUCUCCUGGUAAUAAACCGCCUCUGAAUCCAGUGGUCGGAGUCCCAACUAUUCUUCCUCCAUCGGAUACGACGUCAAAAGCCCAGAGUAACUCGGUUUAUGAUACAUUGAAAAUGACCCCCGAAGUGGAUUGGAACAAGAAAAAAACACAAUGA